This is a messenger RNA of Prunus armeniaca (apricot), 270 nucleotides long. Lineage: Eukaryota; Viridiplantae; Streptophyta; Magnoliopsida; Rosales; Rosaceae. The record is from the annotation of a GenBank genome assembly.
AUGAGGCGGGAACAACUCCUACUUGGAUUUUCUCGCAGCAAGGGCGCUUUGGCUUCUUCUCCGCAAUGGGAGACACGUUCCUGCUCGCCCGUUGAAGAGCAGAGCAUCCCUCUUGUUCACAUACCGUCAUCAGGGUCCGACCAUUCUGCUUCCAUCUUUCGACACUCCUCGGCUGGGGUGCAGACCACCGUCCCUCCUCCCGAUACUCGCUCAACAGCCAACGCCACUCACGGAACUUUUGGGGGAUGUUCAAAGCGCGGCGGACCUUAG